Messenger RNA from Alexandromys fortis (reed vole), 3698 nucleotides. RefSeq names its product solute carrier family 5 member 6 (gene Slc5a6). The transcript has 18 exons. The record is from RefSeq and is a predicted model, not a curated record. Lineage: Eukaryota; Metazoa; Chordata; Mammalia; Rodentia; Cricetidae. Gene Ontology annotation, molecular function: sodium-dependent multivitamin transmembrane transporter activity. The coding region runs from base 1072 to 2982 and encodes 636 amino acids. Gene Ontology annotation, biological process: sodium ion transport; biotin transport; pantothenate transmembrane transport. Gene Ontology annotation, cellular component: membrane.
AAACCUUAUUAAGACUCCAGAAAGAAAAAGAACAAACAAGAAUCAAUGGUUAGUUGUCAGUACUCUCUCCACAAUUCCUAUGGCACAGAGCAGAAAGCUGGAUUUUGUAAAUAGAACCCAUUUCUUCGGCUACCACAGGGCACCAAAUCAGUGCACUAUACAAGUCUUUUCGAAAGAAGGGUCUCAUCUAGGAGAAUCAUUACUUGACUAUAUUAUGUCCUUUCCAGAGACUUCUCCACCUGACAGGCAUGCUUUGGCAAGUGUUAAAGAGCUGCACGCGGGUACACAAAGUACUCAGUCAUGCCAUUGCAGCACGCACGGUAUUCGUGCAAGGACAGCUGGCAGAGGAGCCGGGGACUCUAGAGUGGGAAGUACAAUUUAAAGUUAUUCAAAAAGCAAGGAGAUCAAAUUUCAAAGGUCUCUGAAUGUGGGCAGGGCGAAGGUGCCAGUGGCCGGCGGCGCUACGAGAGUACUCGGGAGCACGAUCCCCGCUGGGACAGGGCUAGGGAAUCUUCAAGGGAGAAAUCUGAGCUUCGGCUGGGACAGCCACCGGCGGGCGAGCGCGACACAAGGCUGACGAUCGGCAACCUUCUUCAGCCAGAUCUCAAACCAGCUUUCUUCUGUACCUCAGGAAAAGAACAAUGCUGGUUUCGGAAGGAACGAAGGAACUUUGGUAGUCCUGGCAGAACCACCGUCGCAAGGCAAGGUAGCGCGCUCUGCAGCGUAGUAGCAGCCGCAGGAGUCCUGUCUGGAAGGGCGCUGGGAGAAACCCGUCGCACCAAAGGGCAGCUAUUGCUUUUGAUGAGGACACCUCAAGAGGUCACCAAAGACAGUUGGAGUUCAUUUCAGCUCCUUACAGAAUCAGGGCCUCUACCUCAGUGCCGCUCCAGGCAGCUCUGCCUCAGAGAUUGCUUCUCCGGUUGCUCUUGGACCGUGUCACUGCCUGGAAGAGGAAUGCUGUGAAACCGAGCCAGGAACCAACUCGGAGCCAUUCGCCUAUACGUGCUCCGUCGGUGAACUGACAGCUCUGAGCCCAGGAAUACCAAGUCCUGAAACACGGGCACAGAGAGGAUGAGUAUAGGGGAGAGCACCUCAGCUCCCUUCCACACAACCACAGACACCGGCAGGGUUAUUUCCUCCUUUUCUGUCGUGGACUAUGUGGUGUUUGGCCUGUUGCUCCUUCUCUCCCUCAUCAUUGGGCUCUAUCAUGCUUGCCGUGGAUGGGGCCGUCAUACUGUUGGUGAGUUGCUGCUGGCAGACCGCAAAAUGGGCUGCCUUCCCGUGGCACUGUCCCUGCUGGCCACCUUCCAGUCAGCAGUAGCCAUCCUGGGGGCACCAGCUGAGAUCUACCGAUUCGGAACCCAGUAUUGGUUCCUGGGAUGCUCCUACUUCCUGGGACUUCUGAUCCCCGCUCACAUCUUCAUCCCAGUCUUCUACCGCCUGCAUCUGACCAGUGCCUAUGAGUACCUGGAGCUCCGCUUCAAUAAAGUAGUGAGGAUCCUUGGAACUGUGACCUUCAUCUUUCAGAUGGUGAUCUACAUGGGCGUUGCUCUCUACGCACCUUCCUUGGCCCUCAAUGCAGUGACAGGAUUUGAUCUAUGGCUGUCGGUCCUGGCCCUGGGAAUCGUCUGCAACAUCUACACUGCACUGGGUGGGCUCAAGGCUGUCAUUUGGACAGAUGUGUUCCAAACGCUGGUCAUGUUCCUAGGGCAGCUGGUGGUUAUCAUUGUAGGCUCGGCCAGAGUGGGCGGCUUGGGUCAUGUAUGGAACGUGUCUUCCCAGUAUGGCCUCAUCUCUGGGAUUGAGCUGGAUCCUGACCCCUUUGUGCGUCAUACUUUCUGGACUUUGGCCUUUGGGGGGGUUUUCAUGAUGCUGUCCUUGUAUGGAGUGAAUCAGGCUCAGGUGCAACGCUACCUCAGCUCCCGCUCAGAGAAAGCUGCUAUUCUUUCCUGCUAUGCGGUGUUCCCCUGCCAACAAGUGUCCCUGUGCAUGAGCUCCCUCAUUGGUCUGGUCAUGUUUGCCUAUUAUAAGAAAUAUACUAUGAGCCCCCAGCAAGAGCAAGCAGCACCUGACCAGCUAGUGCUCUAUUUCGUCAUGGACCUCCUGAAGGACACGCCGGGGCUGCCUGGGCUCUUUGUCGCCUGCCUCUUCAGUGGAUCCCUCAGCACCAUAUCAUCCGCAUUCAAUUCACUGGCAACUGUCACCAUGGAGGACCUAAUUCAGCCUUGGUUCCCUGAGAUGACUGAAACCCGGGCCAUCCUGCUUUCCCGAAGCCUUGCCUUUGCCUAUGGACUGAUUUGCCUGGGAAUGGCCUAUAUUUCCUCUCAUCUGGGAUCAGUGCUCCAGGCAGCACUCAGCAUCUUUGGCAUGGUUGGAGGGCCACUGCUGGGCCUUUUCUGCCUGGGGAUGUUCUUCCCGUGUGCCAACCCUCUUGGUGCCAUCGUAGGCCUGUUGACUGGACUCACCAUGGCCUUCUGGAUCGGCAUUGGGAGCAUAGUGAGCAAGAUGAGCUCUUCUGUGGCGUCCCCUCCCGUUAAUGGGUCCAGCUCCUUCCUGCCCAGCAACUUGACCAUCACCACUAUGACUACUCUGAUGCCUUCUACCACCCUGUCCAAGCCCACAGGACUGCAGCGGUUCUACUCCCUGUCCUAUUUAUGGUACAGUGCGCACAACUCCACCACGGUCAUUGUCGUGGGCCUGAUUGUCAGUCUGCUCACCGGGGGAAUGCGGGGCCGGACCCUGAACCCCGGCACCAUUUAUCCAGUGUUGCCAAAGCUCCUCUCACUCUUGCCCUUAUCCUGCCAGAAGCGGCUUCGCUGGAGAAGCUACAGCCAGGAUGUCCCUGUGGUCCCCCCCCUGUUUCCGGAGAAGAUGAGGAAUGGAGUGCUGCAGGACAGCAGGGAUAAGGAGAGGGUGGCUGAGGACGGCCUCGUCCACCAGCCGUGCAGCCCGACCUGCAUCGUCCAGGAGACCUCCCUGUGACAGUCUGUCCACCCCGCAGGACAGCAGCCAUGGCCCACUUACAGUGCAGGACCUUGUUCAUGCCUCCGUGGAUGCCGCAGCAUGCAAGGGCUAGACACGGUUUUUCCUUAUCCCUUGCCAGUCCUACCCUUAGGAUCAGGUUUAGGGAUACAGAAUUACAUCACGAGGGGGAAAUAAAUGAAUCCACAGAGAAAAGGAUGACUUUUGAUUGAGUAUGACCAGAGUCCUUUCGGGUGGCUAGGGAUAAUAUUUCUUACAACCACCCUGGGGCCUGAUUUGGCAAGAUUGACCAGUCCCACACCUUAAGCAUGAAAUUCUUGGCUACCUUUCGAUUCCCUCCCUCUCAAGUCAUCUUGGGUUAUCUCAGCCGUUUGUGGGUACCCGAAAGUGAUUUCAGAUUUUCUGUAACACUCAAGCCCCCUCACAGUCUUACCUGCCUACCUCAGUUCUUCAGAGGGAGGCUUUGGUGUCCUGGGUCUCGGACAGUUGUGUAACAUCUGCUUUGUAGAGGGGGCAAGUUUUUACAUCACAGACCUCACCCCUCCUCUGGUGGUACCUAAGAGACGGUGUCCUCACCGGGUUCCUUCUGCGGUGUGCUAUCCUCUGAACUCUGAAGCCAGGCCACCCUGGUGUCACUCUGUUGUCUAUGCGCCGGUUUCAUUUUGGAGUUUCCUCAUGCAUUUGUUCCUAGGGAAUAAAAUAGCUGUUAGACCUAG